This is a messenger RNA of Dioszegia hungarica, 708 nucleotides long. RefSeq names its product putative proteolysis and peptidolysis-related protein. Bases 1 to 708 code for a protein of 235 amino acids. Gene Ontology annotation, molecular function: protein binding. The record is from RefSeq and is a predicted model, not a curated record. NCBI's taxonomy places the organism in Eukaryota, Fungi, Basidiomycota, Tremellomycetes, Tremellales, Bulleribasidiaceae. The transcript is spliced from 9 exons.
AUGUCCAGCUUUUCACUCCAUAAGGCAGCGCUAGAAGGCCAACCCGGUCUCGCCAGAUCAUUACUGACCGAAGAUCCGAAGCUGAUCAACGCCAAAGACGAGGAUGGGCGGACACCACUUCAUUGGGCAUGCACGACGGGGAAUCUGGGGAUGAUGCAGCUUCUGAUGGGGUUUCAUCCGGAUGUGGAAGCGCGGGAUGCGAUGGGCUGGACGAGUCUUAUGGUUGCAGCUGCGAGUGGGAGGUUAGAAGCGGUCCAUGAGCUGCUUAAUGCUGGUGCGGACGCGAAUGCUGCCAAUGAGAAGGGACAAACUCCAUUACAUUAUGCUGCUUCUAAAGGCAACACACCGAUCGGAAAGGCAUUGAUAGGAAAGGGUGCAGAUAUCAACGCCAAAGAUCGCGCAUCUCAACAUCCGCUGCACCGAGCCGCAUCCACCGGCUCAACAGCCUUCGUCAAUAUCCUUCUGAACCCACCAGAAGGCAGACCAAAAACACGGCUGAAUGGUGCAGAUAGGGCAGGCAACACACCAAUGCACCUGGCGAUGGAAUCAGGACACGGUGCGGUCGCCGUCAUGCUGAUAGAAGCUGGAGCAGACAGAGAACGCGCAAAUCUUGACUCCCAGACGCCGGAGGAGAUCGAUGGAGUAGGAGGCGAAGAGCAGAAGAGAGUACGGGCGUUCGUCGUCAGUGCGGUCGGCCCAAGAGACUGA